AUGAGUGAACAUGCAUAUACGCAUAUGGAAGAACAGUUGUUCCUGUGCCCUCACUGCGAGCUGGGUCACCAGUCUCGCGAAAUUGUCAUGCGGCACAUUCGUGAAUUGCACGAUUCUGAAGAUCGACCUGUCGAUAACCGACUAAAACAUGCGAAAGAUAUCAAGGCAAUGAUUCGUGAAUGCUAUCCUGCGUAUUUCGUCGAUGCACCGAUUCCAACGCAGCAGGAUAUUGAGAAAUUAAAACAGCACAUGGGUGAUACCGCGUCAUCAAUCAUAGCUGGACUGGAUGACGACCCCAGUGAUGGUGUUGAGGACGAAGAGGUUGCAGAUUACGAGGAUGAUUCGGCUUCGGAACCGAAACUUGUCCUUGACGAAGACGCAGGCCUUGAACUUGAACAAGAGGACGAAGAAGAUCCCGGUGAAGAGGAAUAUGCCGCUGAGUGA
Ostertagia ostertagi is the source of this 444-nucleotide messenger RNA. Lineage: Eukaryota; Metazoa; Nematoda; Chromadorea; Rhabditida; Trichostrongylidae. The record is from the annotation of a GenBank genome assembly.